Molecule: messenger RNA, 5884 nt
Organism: Callithrix jacchus (white-tufted-ear marmoset)
Lineage: Eukaryota; Metazoa; Chordata; Mammalia; Primates; Cebidae
Gene: CNOT12
Product: tankyrase 1 binding protein 1
Biological process (GO): cellular response to ionizing radiation; double-strand break repair
Cellular component (GO): nucleus; heterochromatin
Source: RefSeq, a predicted model, not a curated record
GGGCGGGGCUAGGGGCGGGGCCCCGCCGGGGCUCGCAGUGGCUUCGUCCCGCGGUGACGGCGGCGGCGGCGGCGGCGGUGGCGGUAGCGGCGGUGUCAGAGGCGGUGUCGGAGACUGGCAUCGGGGCGCCUAGCCGAGCGGAGACGGAUCCCGGGCGAACGCGUCUCCAGCCACCCCGGCUCAUGCCUCUCUGCCUCCUAACUCUCAAGCAGAGUGUCUGCCGCAUGUGAUGAAAGUGUCUACUCUCAGGGAAAGCUCAGCCAUGGCUUCCCCACUGCCCCGGGAGAUGGAGGAGGAGCUGGUGCCUGCUGGCUCUGAGCCAGGUGACACUCGGGCCAAACCCCCUGUCAAGCCCAAACCCCGGGCCCUGCCUGCCAAGCCAGCCCUGCCUGCCAAACCCAGCCUGCUGGUGCCUGUUGGGCCUCGGCCUCCCCGGGGUCCCCUGGCCGAGUUGCCCUCUGCCAGAAAGAUGAACAUGCUGGCAGGACCCCAGCCCUAUGGUGGUAGCAAGCGCCCCCUGCCCUUUGCACCAAGGCCUGCGGUCGAGGCCUCCACUGGAGGAGAAGCCACCCAAGAUACUGGGAAAGAGGAGUCUGGGAAAGAGGAGCCACCCCCUUUGACACCCCCAGCCCGAUGUGCUGCCGCAGGGGGCGUUCGGAAGGCCCCUGCCCCUUUCCGCCCAGCCUCAGAACGCUUUGCGGCCACCACGGUGGAAGAGAUCCUGGCCAAGAUGGAGCAGCCUCGGAAGGAGGUCCCAGCCAGCCCUGACCGCCUGUGGGGCUCCCGUCUCACCUUUAACCAUGAUGGCAGCUCGCGGUAUGGCCCCAGGACCUAUGGCACAACCACUGCUCCCAGGGAUGAGGAUGGCAGCACCCUCUCGAGGGGAUGGUCCCAGGAGGGGCCAGUAAAGUCUCCAGCAGAGUGCCAGGAAGAGCACAGCAAGACCCCUGAGGAGAGGAGCCCCCCUUCCGACCUGGCCUUCAAUGGGGACCUGGCUAAGGCAGCCAGCUCGGAGCUACCUGCUGAUAUUUCCAAGCCCUGGAUUGCCUCCAGUCCACCUCCCUCCUCUGAGAAUGGAGGCUCUGCCAGCCCAGGCUGCCCGCUGGAAGCCUCAGGCCCAGGCCCUGGCUCUCCCCAUCUUCACUCACUCAAUAAGAGUUCUCCCUGCCACUCACAGCUUCUGGAAGCCCAGAGUCCUGAAGCUUCCCAGGCUUCUCCCUGCCCUGCUGGGACUCCAUCAGCUCCAAGUGCAGUCCUACCUGACAAAGGCUCCCACCACACCCCCAGCCCAGAGCUCCCAGCUGAAGGGGCCCCAGAGGCCCCCAGACCCAGCAGCCCUCCCCAUGAGGUCUUGGAGCCCCACAGUCUGGAACAGCCCCCUGCCACCUCGUCCCAGCCCCUGAUCGAGGUGGGUGAGUUGCUGGAUCUCACUCGGACGCUUCCAUCUAGUGGGGAGGAGGCGGCCAAGGGUGACGCACUCCUCCGCCCCACCAGCCUGGUUCAGCGCCGAUUCUCCGAAGGUGUGCUCCAGUCACCCAACCAGGACCAGGAGAAGCUGGGGGGCUCGCUGGCUGCCCUGCCCCAAGGCCAGGGAAGCCAGUUGGCCUUGGAUCAUCCCUUUGGAGCAGAGUCCAACUGGAGUUUAUCACAGUCCUUCGAGUGGACCUUCCCCACGCGGCCCUCGGGUCUGGGAGUGUGGCGGCUGGACUCCCCGCCUCCCUCUCCCAUCACUGAAGCCAGUGAGGCCGCCGAGGCUGCUGAGGCUGGCAACUUGGCCGUGUCCGGCAGAGAAGAAGGAGUGUUUAAGCAGGGGCAAGGGGCCUGGUCAACGCCAAGUGGAUCAGAAAGGCCUAGUUCCUGGGUGCAGGGGGAUGAUCCAAGCAUGUCCCUUACCCAAAAGGGGGAUGGGGAGAGUCAACCUCAGUUCCCAGCUGUUCCCCUUGAGCCCCUACCUGCAGUUGAGGGCAUGCCUGGAUUACCUUUGCAGCAGGCAGAGGAGGGGUGUGAGUUGCAGGAGCCCCUGGCUGGACAGGAGUUCCCUCUCCCUCUGGCUACCAGGGAGGCAGCCCUGCCCGUCCUGGAGCCAGUCCUGGGGCAGGAGCAGCCAGCACCACCUGACCAGCCCUGUGUUCUCUUUGCUGAUGCCCCUGAGCCUGGGCAGGCCCUGUCUGUUGAGGAGGAGGCUGUGACCCUAGCUCUGGCCGAGACCACCGAACCCAGGACAGAGGCUCAAGACUCCUGUAGGGUGUCCCCCGAGCCUGCGGGGCCUGAAAGCAGCUCCCACUGGCUAGACGACCUCCUGGCUUCACCACCACCCAGUGGUGGCAGUGCACGGCGAGGAGCUGGAGCUGAGCCGAAGGAUGCACAGUCCCCAAGUACCUGCUCCGAGGGACUCCUUGGCUGGUCCCAGAAAGAUCUGCAGAGUGAAUUUGGGAUCACAGGAGACCCACAGCCCAGCAGUUUCAGUCCUUCCAGCUGGUGUCAAGGUGCUUCUCAGGACUAUGGCCUUGGGGGUGCAAGCCCUAGAGGAGACCCAGGCCUCAGAGAGGGUGACUGGACCAGCAAGUAUGGGCAAGGAGCUGGGGAAGGGAGCACCAGGGAGUGGGCCAGCCGGUGUGGCAUCGGCCAGGAGGAGACGGAGGCCAGCAGCAGCCAAGACCAGAGUGAAAUGACUGCUCCAGGGGGCCUCACAGCCCAGGACCGGGUAGUGGGAAAGCCAGCCCAGCUUGGCAAGCAGCGGAGCCAGGAGGCAGAUGUUUCGGACUGGGAGUUCAGGAAGAGGGAUUCCCAGGGCACCUAUUCCAGCCGGGAUGCAGAACUCCAGGACCAGGAAUUCGGGAAGAGAGAUUCACUGGGUGCUUACAGUAGUCGAGAUGUAAGCCUUGGGGACUGGGAAUUUGGGAAGAGAGAUUCUCUGGGUGCUUAUGCCAGCCAAGACGCCAAUGAGCAGGGCCGGGAUUUGGGGAAGAGGGACCACCAUGGCAGAUACGGCAGCCAGGAUGCUGAUGAGCAGGACUGGGCGUUUGAGAAAAGAGAUGUGUCCCUCGGCACCUAUGGCAGCCGGGGUGUGGAGCCACAGGAACAGGAGUUUGGGAAGAGCGCUUGGAUGAGGGACUACAGCAGCGGUGGCAGCUCGAGGACCCUUGACACCCAGGACAGAGGCUUUGGAACGAGACCCCUGAGCUCUGGGUUCAGCCCUGAGGAAGCCCAGCAACAGGAUGAGGAAUUUGAGAAGAAGAUUCCGAGUGUGGAAGACAGCCUUGGAGAGGAUAGCGGGGAUGCUGGCCGGCCAGGCGAGAGAGAAUCAGGGGGCCUGUUCAGUCCUAGCACUGCUCACAUGCCAGACGGGGCACUCGGGCAGAGAGACCAGAGCAGCUGGCAAAACAGUGAUGCCAGCCAGGAGGUGGGAGGGCAGCAGGAGAGGCAGCAGGCAGGGGCUCAGGGUCCUGGCAGUGCUGACCUGGAAGAUGGGGAAGUGGGGAAGCGAGGCUGGGCCGGUGAGUUUAGCCUCAGUGUUGGCCCCCAGCGAGAGGCAGCAUUUAGCCCAGGGCAGCAGGACUGGAGCCGGGAUUUCUGCAUCGAGACCAGUGAGAGGAGCUAUCAGUUCGGCAUCAUUGGUAAUGACAGAGUGAGUGGUGCUGGCCUGAGCCCUUCCAGCAAGUCGGGAGGUGGUCACUUUGUGCCUCCUGGGAAGACCACAGCUGGCUCUGUGGACUGGUCUGACCAGCUGGGUCUCAGGAACUUGGAAGUGUCCAGCUGUGUGGUUUCCGGGGGUUCGAGCGAGGCCAGGGAGAAUGCCGUGGGACGGAUGGGCUGGUCAGGCGGCCUGGGCUUAAGAGACAUGAACCUGACCGGCUGUUUGGAAAGUGGAGGGUCUGAAGAGCCUGGGGAAGUCAGAGUUGGGGAGAAGGACUGGACUUCUGAUGGUCAUGUCAAGGGCAGAGAUUUGGCUGAGGUCGGUGAGGGAGGAGGCCACAGCCAGGCCAGAGAGAGUGGUGUGGGGGAGACAGACUGGUCAGGGGUGGAGGCCGGAGAGUUCCUGAAAUCAAGGGAGCAUGGCGUUGGACAGGCAGACUGGACACCUGACCUGGGGCUGAGAAACAUGGCCCCAGGGGUAGUCUGCAGUCCCGCAGAGCCCAAAGAGCUUGGGGUGGGCCAGAUGGACUGGGGGAACAAUCUGGGCCUGAGGGAUCUGGAGGUGUCCUGUGACCCAGAGUCUGGAGGUUCUCAGGGGCUGCGGGGAUGUGGAGUGGGGCAGAUGGACUGGACCCAGGACUUGAGGCCCCGAAAUGUGGAGCUCUUCGGGGCUCCAACUGAAGCCAGGGAGCAUGGGGUGGGUGGGGUUGGCCAGUGCCCAGAGCCAGGCCUGCGGAACAAUGGCAGCUUGUCCCCUGGCCUGGAGGCCAGAGACCCCUUGGACGCCAGGGAGCUGGGGGUUGGUGAGACAAGUGGUGGGCCAGAGACCCUGAGAGAAGAUGACCCCUCGUGCUCCUUGGAGAUACACCCUGCAGACCCUGGAAUGGAGAUGGGAGAAGCCCUUGGCUUUGGAGCCAGUCCUGGCAGGUGCCCGGCCCGCUCCCCACCCUCCGGCUCCCAGGGCCUGCUGGAGGAGAUGCUGGCAGCCAGCAGCUCCAGGGUGGUGGCGCGGAGGGAGUCAGCGGGCUCAGGACUUGGGGGCCCGUUGGAGGAAGGAGCUGCAUCAGGUGCUGCCCAGGAGGAGGUGCUGGAGCCUGGCAGGGACUCUCCACCGUCCUGGAGGACCCAGCCUGAUGGCGAGGCCAGCCAGACAGAAGAUGUGGACAGCACCUGGGGCUUUUCAGUGGCCAGGCGGAGCGAUCAGGGGCCAGCACAGGCUUCUCGGCGACCCUCCCAAGGCCCUCCUCCCAGAUCCCCCAGUCAGGACUUCUCCUUCAUUGAGGACACCGAGAUCCUCGACAGUGCCAUGUAUCGGAGCCGUGCCAACUUGGGGCGCAAACGUGGGCACCGGGCCCCGGCCAUUCGGCCUGGGGGUACCUUGGGCCUGUCGGAGGCAGCAGACUCGGACGCCCGCCUGUUCCAGGACUCUACGGAGCCACGGGCAUCUCGGGUGCCAUCUUCAGAUGAAGAGGUAGUAGAGGAACCUCAGAGCCGCCGGACACGGAUAUCCUUGGGCACCAAGGGGCUGAAAGUCAACCUCUUUCCUGGCCUGAGCCCGUCAGCCCUGAAGGCCAAGCUGCGUUCCCGGAAUCGCUCAGCUGAGGAAGGGGAGCCAGCAGAGAGCAAAUCGAGCCAGAAGGAGUCCGCAGUCCAGCGCUCCAAGUCCUGCAAGGUCCCAGGGCUGGGGAAGCCCCUCACCUUACCUCCCAAGCCAGAGAAGUCCUCAGGGUCAGAAGGAUCGUCGCCCAACUGGCUGCAAGCCCUGAAGCUGAAGAAGAAGAAGGUCUGAGAAGUGACUGAGGUUCUUCCCAUCUGGCAGUCUCAGGCAGUGCCCAUUCCUGUGGGGUCCCUGGGUGAGGAGACGGCUGGAGCCCCACCACGCCACGCCCCAGGCUGUAGCCUCUGUCCCCCUCCACCUCUGAGCAGCAUCUGGGGAGGCACAUUUAUGCACUUUGUAUCACCUUCCCGACUCCCCCAACACCUUCCCUUCCAGCCUGGAUUUCAUCACUAGUGGUUGAAGGUUCUGUCCCUCCCUCCUUCUUCCCUCUCCCUCUCUGCUUCCUCCUCCAGCCUCCCUUGGGUUUUCUUUUGAUACCAAUUUAUAGCAUUUUUUAUAAAAGCCUUUGAUUUUUAUAAUGGGUGGGACUAUACCCCUGCCCCACCCCAGGUCUCCCUCUGCCCCACCAGGUACCCCACAGAGACCAAUGACAUUUUGCCACUUGAAACAAUAAAUAAAGUUUUUUGGGAA